AACAGUUUUUGUUCGUGAGGAUCCUAAAUUUUUAUAUAUAUUACCUCAAUAUAGUCAAUUUAUAAGUGCAAUACAAGAAAAAAAUCCUGUAUAUAUACUAUUACAAGUUCCUGAUAUAGAUUCAAAUUUGCAAAAUAAAUCACUUGUUCCUUUAAUACCCGGUUAUAAAAAUGAAUUUGGUACUGAUAGAUUAACUUCAACAGAAAAUGUUAAAUGGUUACAUGGAUUUAUUGGAGCAAAAUAUUCUAAUAUAUUUGAUUUAGAAUAUAAAUAUUAUAAAGCCGAAAAAGAAAUGAAUACUAUAAUCAAAUCAGCAAAAAGAGAUGCAGAUCAUUUAGAAACUAAAAUAGAACAAGAAAAUCAACCAAAUCUUCAUGUUUUAAUACUGAUAUCGCAACCAAUAACAGCUUGUGGAUUUUCUGUAAAGAUUAAUAUUACCUGUAAUAAAUAUUCUACAACAAUAUUUUAUAAAAAUGAAAUAGCCAGAAUUAACUAUUCAAAGCUUGUUGCUGGAGCAGGUUUAGUUGAAGAAAGUGCUAAAAAUAGUGCGAAUUUUGCUUUACAUGCUGCAUGUGAACAAAUUCAAGCACAAAAUAAACAUAUAUUGGAAGUUAGUUUUGAUAAUUCAUGGAGUCACAUACGAGAAGCAUCACAAGCUAGUGGUGAAUUUAUCUAUAAUGGAAAUAUUAAAGGUUAUAGAAAACUUCAAAUUUAUAAAAAUAAAAAAGGAGAAACAAUUACGAUUAAUGAAGAAAAUUACAAUAGUAGUAGCAAACAAAUAGAACAUGCCAAUUUAAUUAGAUCUAUCGCAAAAAUUACACUUAUACUUAUCAAAUACAAUAUAGUUCUUGGAGUUGCUGUAGAUAGAGAUUUAAAUACUGUAUAUGCUGCUUGUAUUCAUGCUAGUGAUGAUAAUUACCCACUAAUUAUAGAUAAAAAUUUAUAUCAAAUAUAUUAUGAUAUUAUAGUAGAACAUUUAUUUGAUAAUCAUAGCCAGUGUUGGAGUAAAAUAUACUGGAAGGUAGGUAAUCCAGACUUGGUCUUAUCAGAACCUAACCUUGUUGGCAAAUCUAGUAUACAAUUAAAUGCUUUAAAAGCUUUUCUUAAAGGAAUUACUCAAUUAGCUCCUCACCAAAAUUUAAUCACAAAAAUGCGUACUAGUCAAAAUGAAUCCAUAAAUAAAAUAAAGUUAAAUUAUACAGACAAAAAACAGAAUUAUCCAAAAUCUUAUAGAACUCGCCAUGCAUUAGCAGUAAUUUAUAAUAAUAAUGGUUUUCUGAAAAUGUUGCAAAUUUUGUGA
Molecule: messenger RNA, 1300 nt
Organism: Racocetra persica
Lineage: Eukaryota; Fungi; Glomeromycota; Glomeromycetes; Diversisporales; Gigasporaceae
Source: the annotation of a GenBank genome assembly